UCAUAAAAUUCCAGCUCACUAUAAAAGGCGGGUCCUGCUCUCCACUCUGCACUCUACCAUUCAAUAUCAGGCUGGCUAAUGGAAGAUAAGUGACCAUUUUGUAUUUAUUUUUUGUCAUCCAGCGCCUCGGUGUUUUAAAUGCCCUGAAUUGUUUUCUUUUCCCCCAGAUAUAAAUACUAAAAUAAUAAUAAUAAUAAUAAUGCACCCGGAUUCCAGCGCUGAGUUCGAUUCCUCGUCCAGCUGCAGCACAGCAUCGCCUGGCGGGGACACCCCAGGGUGCAGCAUGCAUCCGUCUGACUCGCUUUCAUCAGCAGCUGAGGAUGUCGACAGCGGUGAUUCAGACUGUCUUGUCCCCACUGUAAGUGCGCUCUCGUCGGAUGUGAAGUGCACGCUGCAGCCUACCCUGGUCCCCUUUGUCUCUCGGGGAAAACGUAAAGGUGGGAGCAAGAAGGCGAAGCCCCCCAGCGGUAGGAAAGGGCAGAAAGAGCAGCCUUCCAAAGAAGAGGAGGAGAGGAGGAGGAUUAGGAGGGAGAGGAACAAAAUUGCUGCAGCAAAGUGCCGGAACAGGCGGAGGGAGCUGAUAGACACCCUGCAAGCUGAAACUGACCAGCUAGAGGAAGAGAAGUCCAGUCUCCAGUCAGACAUAGAAGAGCUCCUGAAGGAAAAGGAGAGGCUGGAGCAGGUCUUGGCCUCGCAUGAGUCGUCCUGCAAACUCCAGCAAACUGAAGAGCAGGGCGAGGAGGAUGCAACGAUGCUGCAGGAUGCACCAGCUUCCCCACAGAUGCUGCCUGAAAGCACCACAGGUCAAGAAACAGACCCCUGUAUCCCAGCAGCGGCCAUCUUGGGCAACUCCAACAUCCUCCUGUGCUCGAGCGCUGAUGAAGCAGCAGCCCUGGAGGACCUAAAGGAUGAUCUGGAUGACCUGGUGCCCAGCCUAGAGAUGGAGGAGGUGACAUCCGAGGUGGCCGGUGCCGCGUUCGUCCCCGACAUCAUGGACCUGAGCGGGCCCCUCUGCCUCCCCGACUGGGAAACCCUGUACAAGUCUGUGGCCGGUGACCUUGAAUGUCUGCCGUCUUCCAGCCCCGCUUGCAACUACCGGAGCGUCUUUUCCUUCAACCUCUCAGAGAUGGAUGCCUUGGCGGAGGGUGAUGAGGCUCUCAAAGGCGGUCUUGCCGCGUCAGAGUUCAUAAUGGAUGGUCUCAACUCUCCAACACUGCUGGCAUUGUGAAUGCAAAGAGGGUUUAUAUGCAAUGAUGCUCACAUUGUAUCCUAACCAUGAGACGAUGAAUCUGUUUUUUUGUUGUUGCUGUUGUGUAUAUGUUUACUGUUUUAUGGCAGGGUUGACUUCUUCCAUUCUGAUGGUGCAAGUGUCUGGAGUGAGAAAACAUGCAUGCAAAAAGACAACUUGUGUUUUAUCCCUUAAAUGUAAUGUGAAGACGUGCUGUAAACAAACGUGUGGUUUAAUGAAUAAUAAAUACAUCAUAGCAGGGUUCCUAAUGUGUAGCAAUUAGAUGUUCCAGCAAUUUCCAUGAAAAUGUUGCUCCAUCUAUUUUGAGACGUAUUUUAUCAUAUUGUUUAUUUUUAUACCAAAUAUAUCAGAUGCAAAGAAAAAAAUAAAAUAAAAAAGUGGCAUUAAAACAUUUGUUGAUGUCAUAGUUAUUUCUGGAAGCAAGAUUGUAUAAAAAUAGACGAGCAAAACCUGUAAAAAAUAUAUAUUA
Molecule: messenger RNA, 1718 nt
Organism: Dunckerocampus dactyliophorus (ringed pipefish)
Lineage: Eukaryota; Metazoa; Chordata; Actinopteri; Syngnathiformes; Syngnathidae
Product: protein c-Fos-like
Exons: 4
Coding region: 200-1228 (342 amino acids)
Biological process (GO): regulation of transcription by RNA polymerase II
Cellular component (GO): nucleus
Molecular function (GO): DNA-binding transcription factor activity, RNA polymerase II-specific; RNA polymerase II cis-regulatory region sequence-specific DNA binding
Source: RefSeq, a predicted model, not a curated record